AUGGACCUGUUCUUCGUAAGAGGGCGUUGGCGGCUGAUUGUGACAGACUGUUUUUCCCGCUACCCCGAUAUAGCGUGUCUCGAAAACCUAUCUUCCGCGUGCGUGGUUAAUCACUGUAAACCUAUAUUCUCGCGGCAUGGUAUACCCGAAGUUGUGGUAUCGGACAAUGGGCCACAAUUUUCCAAGACAGGAACCUCUUCAUUGGCUUCCUUCGCUAAGGAGUACCAGUUCAUCCACGUAACUGCAAGCUCCAGGUAUCCCCAGAGCAAUCGUGUCGCCGAGGCUGCUGUCAAAGUCAUCAAGCAAUCCAUUACGAAGACUGGGGACCCGUACAAGAGCCUGCUAUCAUACAGGACGCUCCCACUCAAGAAUGGAUAUAGUCCUGCUCAACUAUUGAUGUGGAGACAGUUACGCACGACUGUCCCAGCUGAUACGCAGCAGCUGGUCCCGAGUCUACCAAACUACAACGCACUUCGUCAGUUCGAGCAGCAGUACCGACAACGGCAGAAAAGGGACUACAACAGACGGCAAGGGGUCCGGGACCCUCCCGAACUCCAGGAAGUGGGAGGACGUAUGGGAUAUCGACUUGCGUCGCCAGGGCAUCGUCACAGAGAGAGCCCAAGAACCAGGUUCCUAUAA
Ornithodoros turicata is the source of this 639-nucleotide messenger RNA. RefSeq lists its product as uncharacterized. The record is from RefSeq and is a predicted model, not a curated record. The coding region runs from base 1 to 639 and encodes 212 amino acids. Lineage: Eukaryota; Metazoa; Arthropoda; Arachnida; Ixodida; Argasidae. The transcript has a single exon. Gene Ontology annotation, biological process: DNA integration. Gene Ontology annotation, molecular function: nucleic acid binding.